AUGCUAGAGGAGGAGACUGUGGACGGGUUUCUCCGGGGCUUUGAUAACUUCCGAAAGCAGAUGGCUCGGAUCUGCCCCCAGUUCGACCUUUCGACGAUCCGUCCGAGGAUGAGGCUGGGGUACAGCUCCGACUCUGACGACGUUCCUGCCGCCCUUAUGUCCGAAGAAGAUCUCGCUGAGGCCGAAGCCGAGGCAGCCGAGCCGGCGGUGGCGGAGGCCCUCCCUCACGAAACCAGCGAGAACGUUCCCGCGGCGCCAGCCGAGGCCCCCGCCGCAGACCCCGAGUCCGUACCCGCCGAAGGCCCCCAGGUCAUCGCCGUGGACGACCCCGAGGAUAGUGACAAGCAUAGGUCUGCAGCUGAGGAAAUUUUGCGGAUUGGCAAUGAAAAUAUUGCAUCUCGGGUAUUCAAAUUUCAUGAAUUGGCAGCAGCUACCAAGAACUUCAGCACCUCGAACCUACUUGGUGAAGGUGGAUUUGGAAGAGUGUAUAAAGGACGCCUUGAAGGCACGAAUGAAGUUGUAGCAGUUAAAAAACUCGAUAGGAAUGGAUUUCAGGGAAACAGAGAGUUCCUUGUUGAAGUACUAAUGCUCAGUCUCCUACACCACCAGAAUCUUGUCAGCUUGCUUGGAUAUUGUUCUGGUGGUGACCAAAAGAUUCUAGUAUAUGAAUACAUGCCACAGGGUUCAUUGGAGGAUCAUCUCUUAGAUCUAUCACCAAAUAAGAAGCCACUGGAUUGGUAUACAAGAAUCAAAAUCGCAGUUGGUGCAGCCAAAGGCCUUGAGUACUUGCAUGAUAUAGCCAACCCGCCUGUGAUUUACCGUGAUUUAAAAGCAUCGAAUAUACUUCUUGAUGAAGAUUACAACCCAAAGUUAUCUGAUUUUGGCCUAGCCAAGCUUGGUCCAGUAGGAGAUAAGAGCCAUGUUUCUACAAGAGUGAUGGGGACUUAUGGCUACUGUGCUCCAGAGUAUGCAUUAACAGGCCAGCUAACAAAAAUGUCGGAUGUAUAUAGUUUCGGAAUUGUGUUUUUGGAGCUAAUUACUGGAAGGAGAGCCAUAGACUUUACAAAACCAACACAUGAGCAACACCUUGUUCAUUGGGCAGAGCCACUCUUGAGAGAUAAGAGGAAGUUUGUACAAAUGGCUGACCCAUUGCUUCAGGGGAAAUUUCCCAUAAAGGGUCUAUACCAAGCUCUUGCAGUUGCUGCUCUGUGUCUUCAUAAGGAAGCAAGUUCUCGUCCACUAAUUGGUGAUGUUGUAACUGCUCUCCAGUUUCUGAUUAAUCCAAAUACUGCAGAAGACUGUGAAGAGUCGAUCCCUAAGAAAUCACCUCCUCCUGAUUCAGAGAUAGAAAGAAAUAUUGCUGGGAAUGACAAUGUACUUAUAUAACAAAGAAAAUCUAAAAAGGAUGAGAAA
This is a messenger RNA of Phoenix dactylifera (date palm), 1413 nucleotides long. The record is from RefSeq and is a predicted model, not a curated record. NCBI's taxonomy places the organism in Eukaryota, Viridiplantae, Streptophyta, Magnoliopsida, Arecales, Arecaceae.